UGCUGGAUGACUUCUACCAACCCCUGGGAUUGGAUUCUCUUACUCCAUCCUCUGGAAGCCCCAGGGAGUGUGAGCCUGACUCCAUCAGUCUUGCAACCGAUGAGCUUCUAGCACUGCCAGCGGAUGGAUCCCAGCCUUUUCUCCCCCCUAUUCCUUUGAAUCCAAGGAUUCCAAGGAGGGAAUCCCUUAAAAGCUCUUCCUGCCCUUCCCAAACCUCAGGCCUGCCUUUGGGAAGAGGGUUCAAUCCCCACAGGAACCCCCCCAAAGCCUUGAGUAAAAAGAAGCACACAGGAAGAGCCGGGCCUUUGGAAGAGGAUUCCAAGGCUUUUCCUUGGGGGAAUUAUCCCAGGUGGCUCAACCAGUCGGAUUUAAGUGUAUCCGGGAUAAGCAGCAUUCCCAGUUCUCCUUAUCCAGCCUGGCUCAAGACUUACAACCUCUUUAGUGAUCCAGCUCCAAGUCCUGCUCCGGGUCCCACGAGUCAAAGAGAAGCUUCCUCUUCCCCGCUCCUGAAGCCAGGACCUUCUGAUCCCGACAAUUCCCAGUUUUCCAACCCAAGUGGUUCCUUGGAGCCGGGAGGUGAUGAAAGGGAAGGAAGGUGCCACCCGGACACUCCACAUGGGUGCUUCUCCCUGGAGACCUCAUCUUGGGCCCACACUAAGCAGCUGUGGAGAGAGCCCCAGCUCCUCCCCGUGCCUACUACAGAGAGGCCAAGCGAAGACGGAGCCCGUACGGAAAAGGAUGGGAGUCCUGCUACAACAGAGAUACUACAAGCUGGAAGACCGUGGCCCGAAGCUCCAGGUGCUUUGAAGCCCUCUACGUGCUGGGAGGACCUGGAGCCUCCUUUGGCGUUGCCGAAGGUAGACCUGCUACCCAAAUCCCUGGAAGACCGCUGGAGUGGCCAAGAGAAGGAAGCUGCUUUCUCUGGAGGUCACCAGCCCAGGCCCCUUGAAGCUCUGAAGCUGCUGCUGUUCCAGCUCCAAGCAAUCCAAGGAAGUCUGAGCCAAUGGGCAACCACGGAGCAAAAGGAAGAGGGUGGAAAA
Messenger RNA from Nestor notabilis (Kea), 1040 nucleotides. Its product is annotated as chromosome unknown open reading frame, human C18orf54. Lineage: Eukaryota; Metazoa; Chordata; Aves; Psittaciformes; Psittacidae. The annotation marks the transcript as partial. The record is from RefSeq and is a predicted model, not a curated record. The transcript is spliced from 4 exons.